UAAUGAAAGCUUUAUUGAUCUUAGGAUUAGUGAUCUUCACACAAGCCGUCUUCGUUAAGCAUGCUUCUGAACCACAUGCUGCCGUCUUCGCCUAACUCGAAGCACUUGAAGACCAUCCAUUGGGAAAGAAAAUUUUGGACACAAUCGCCUUGUAAAUGAAGAACAAGUCACCACUCUCUGAUAUUGCCAAGAUGCUCUAAGACUUGAGAGAAAACUUAGUCCUCUAAUAAUAAGAUGCUGAAUUAGUCCACGUCGCUUAAGAAGCUGACUGUGAAGCUGAAAUCUAUGGAUAUAACAGAAGAAUUGACUUCGCUUCCAACGAAAUCACUGAAGCCACCAUCGAUAUCAACAAGUACACUGCUGAUAUUGAACUCUUGGAAACAGAUAUUGCCAACAAGGAAUAAUAAUUAUAAAUCUUAGCCAACUAAGAAGAAUAACUCAGAUAAAAGAGAGCUGAAGACCACGAUGCCUUCGAAGAAAGAUAAAUCACAACCCCAAAGGUCGUUGAAGCCCUCGACGUCAUUGCCGCUAAAUUGAGCGCUAUCCAACCAGAAGCCGAUGCUGAAGCAGUCCUUGCUGAAUUAGAAAGAGUUGGUGGAAACAACCCCAUCCUCGCCCUCGUUCAAUUGGCCUCAACAUUCUCAGCUGAAAAAUUAUAAAACGUCUAAGACAAGAUCGCUGAAUUGAGAGCUUCAUUGGAAUAAUCCAUCAUUGACGACUAAGAAGAAGAAGUCUAAGCUUAACUUAACUUCGAAGCUUAAAUCGUUGAAAUCAAUGAAUAAAGAGCUGCCCUCUAAUCUGAAAAGGCUGACUCCGAAACCAAAUUAGGAUAAGCUUAAGUCUAAUUGGCUGCUGCUAAGAAGAGAAAGUAUGAUGCUGGAAGAGAACUCGACUCAGCCACCAGAGGAAAAGUUGCCAAGGAAGCUGAAUGUGAAGCAUGGAGAACUUAAUAUGCUAGAGACACCGAAUAAAGAACCGUCGAAAUCGGUAUCAUCAGAUAAGUCGAAUAAAUCCUCGCCACCAAGUUGGAAGGUGCCUCCUCAUACAUCAAAGGAAGAAUCAACUGAUUUU
Messenger RNA from Paramecium pentaurelia, 1071 nucleotides. The record is from the annotation of a GenBank genome assembly. NCBI's taxonomy places the organism in Eukaryota, Ciliophora, Oligohymenophorea, Peniculida, Parameciidae.